CACGGAUUAUGACGAAAGGCGGUAUCGGCCACCCUCUUCUUCCCAUCGUUGGCAUGACUUAUGUUUGAAAUUCAAAGAUGAAUUCAUUCAUAUGCUCUCGUAUUAAAAGACUUCCUGUUCAAAAUUGGCAGCAAGUUCGGCGGGCCACAUCAUGUGCUGGACCUUUGGCUGGCAUCAAGGUUCUAGAUCUUACACGGGUAUUAGCCGGUCCAUUCUGCACGCAAAUUCUGGCAGAUUACGGUGCGGAUGUGAUCAAAAUUGAACAGCCUGUUACUGGUGUAAGGCUCUUAUCCUCUAGCAUCUAUUUUCAUUUUCUGACCGACUAGGACGAUACAAGACGAUGGCGGACAGAAGCAGAGAAGCACAUUUGGAGAGACGAGGACCAGGACAUGUCGCUGUACUUUUCUGCUGUCAACAGAAACAAAAGAUCCGUGGCAUUGGAUCUCAAACAUCCCCAAGGGCGUGGGAUUUUGCUCCAGCUAGCCAAACAGGCCGAUGUCGUAAUCGACAAUUUCAUCCCUGGAAAGAUGGACAAUCUCCAAAUCGGCUAUGAUGUUCUCUCCGGAGUCAAUCCCAAGAUAGUUCAUGCAAGUAUAUCCGGCUACGGUCAAACGGGACCUUACGCGAAACGCGCAGGCUAUGACCUCAUUGCGGGCGCCGAAGCAGGCCUCUUACACAUCACGGGUGAAACCGAUGGGCGGCCGUUGAAGCCUGGCCUCGGGCUCACCGAUAUGUGCACCGGCCUAUACACACAUGGGGCCAUUCUAGCGGCCCUUCGCUCUCGCGAUGUAUUGGGCAAGGGCCAGGCCAUUGACACAUCGCUUUUUGAGACACAGAUCUCUCUCAUGUCCAACGUCGCCAUGUCCUGGCUGAAUCUGGGCCAAGAGUCACAGCGAUGGGGAAACGGCCAUCCUACCAUUGCGCCUUACGACAGCUUUGAGACAAAAGACUCGCAUAUUGUAGUCGGUGCCGUCAACGACAGACAGUAUAAGAAGUUGUGCAUGCUGCUGGGUUGCGACGAGCUUGCAGAUACAGAUCAAUAUGCGACAAAUCCGGAUAGGGUGCUGCACAGAGACUCUCUCAUGAACGAACUUCAGACCAUAUUCAGAACAAAGACAACGGAGGAGUGGUGUGCAGUAUUUGAAGGCAGUGGUAUGCCGUAUGGCCCCAUCAACACUAUAGAAAAGGCUUUUGAGCACCCGCAAGUAGGCGCGCGGACCGCAGUCACUACUAUAGAAGAUAGUAGAGUUGUCACUGGCUACUUAAAAGUACUGAAUCCUGCCGUUGCUUUUAGUGGUGACGACGUUGGAAUACGCACGGCAGCGCCGAGUCUGGGCCAGCACACCGACCAAGUAUUGAAAGAAAUUGGAUUCUCUACUUUAGAAAUAGACAACUUCAGAAUAGACAGGGUAAUCGGAUAGACAAUCGCCC
Messenger RNA from [Torrubiella] hemipterigena, 1431 nucleotides. NCBI's taxonomy places the organism in Eukaryota, Fungi, Ascomycota, Sordariomycetes, Hypocreales, Clavicipitaceae. The record is from the annotation of a GenBank genome assembly.